AUGAGUGAACACCAACCAAGAGGAAUAUUAAGAAAUAAAUCAGUAAGCGGAGAAAGCGGUGAUCAAGUGUCUCAACAUUCUCCUCAAAGUCACCAAAUACCGGACAAGUUGGAUCGUCAAGAAGUCAUUAAAAACACCAGACUCAAUGCGCAGUUGAAAUCCGAAUCCGCAAGAGGAGAUGCCAUAAGAGCCAAGAUUGCUGAAGAAAAGAGGAAACAAGGUAUUGAUCCCGAUGAUUUGUCUCAGUCUCCUCACGAACAUUUGAAAUGGGACGAGGUGAAUAUUUACAAAAAUGAACAAGAAAAGAGUGCCACUAUGAAAAUAGACGAGCCAAAGACACCGUAUGAGGGAGGAUUUAAUCCUGAAGGAGAAUACUACAAAGAUGACGAUAAUGAAGACGGGGAAAAUGGUGAAACUGAUAUUCCAGAGUUCGAGUUGGGCGAAGGUGAGUAUGACAAACUUUCUCAAGAUGCACAUUCUUCAUCUCUUCAUGGUGGACAAGUGAUUAAAGAUGAAAGCCAAAACCAAGAACAGGAUUGGGAUCAGAAUCGAGACGCAGAAGAGGAACAAGAUCAGGAACCACUUUCGGCUGAAGAAAGACAUAGAAGAUUUGAAGAGAAGAGGAAAGAGCACUAUCAUUUGAAAGCUCUUCCAUUAAAACACAAGAUAGACAUUCCUGAUGAAGACGACACUGAUGGUAACGCUAAUGAUGAAUGA
Molecule: messenger RNA, 717 nt
Organism: Lodderomyces elongisporus
Lineage: Eukaryota; Fungi; Ascomycota; Pichiomycetes; Serinales; Debaryomycetaceae
Exons: 1
Coding region: 1-717 (238 amino acids)
Biological process (GO): regulation of signal transduction
Molecular function (GO): protein phosphatase inhibitor activity
Source: RefSeq, a predicted model, not a curated record